UCCGGGGGCGGGGCGAGCCGCCGGGAGGGUCCUGCUUCGCCGAGCCGCUGGCUUCCGGGCUCAAAGGUUCUGGCUCUUCAGUGGUCGAGGCGGCCUCCGCCUUCCCCAUGCCCCGCCGGGAAGGGCACUGAGGCGCGGCGGAGUCCUGGCCGCAGAACCCGCCAUGUGGCUUUGGCUGCUGCUGACCGUUCCGCUGCUGCUGGUCUUCUGCAAAAGGCACCUGCUGCUGUCCGCAGGCAGAGCCCCGAACCCCUUCUCCGAGGACGUCAGGCGGCCCCCCGCGCCGCUGGUAACCGACAAGGGGGCCAGGAAGAAGGUCCUCAAGCGAGCUUUCUCAGCCAGCCGAGUGCCAGAGAAGCUGGAUGCAGUGGUGAUUGGCAGUGGCUUCGGGGGCCUGGCUGCAGCUGCGAUUCUGGCCAAAGCUGGCAAGCGAGUUCUGGUGCUUGAACAACAUACCAAGGCAGGAGGUUGCUGUCAUACUUUCGGACAGAAUGGCCUUGAAUUUGAUACAGGAAUCCAUUAUGUUGGGUCCAUGCAAGAGGGCAACAUUGGCCGUUUUGCCUUGGACCAGAUCACUGAGGGGCAGCUGGACUGGGCUGCCUUGUCCUCUCCCUUUGACAUCAUGGUACUAUUAAGUCCCAAUGGCCGAAAGGAGUUCCCCAUGUACAGUGGGAAGAAAGCUUACAUCCAGGGCCUCAAGGAGAAGUUUCCCCAAGAAGAAGCUGCCAUUGACAAAUAUGUAAAGCUGGUUAAGGUGGUGUCCUGUGGAGUCAUCCAUGCCAUCUUGUUGAAGAUGCUCCCGUUGCGCAUAGCUCAGCUCCUUGGCAAGUGUGGGCUGCUCACUCGGUUCUCUCCGUUCCUUCGUGCAUCCACCCAGAGCCUGGCUGAGGUCUUGCAGCAGCUGCCAGCCUCCCUGGAGCUCCAGGCGGUGCUCAGCUACAUCUUCCCCACUUAUGGUGUGACUCCCAGCCACAGUGCCUUUUCCAUGCAUGCUCUGGUGGUUGACCACUACAUAGAAGGGGCCUUUUAUCCUCGAGGGGGUGCCAGUGAAAUUGCUUUCCACACCAUCCCUGUGAUUCAGCGGGCCGGGGGCGAGGUCCUGACAGGUGCCACUGUGAGGAGUAUCUUACUAGACUCAGCUGGGAAAGCUUGUGGUGUCACUGUGAAGAAGAAUCAGGAGCUGGUGAAUAUCUAUUGCCCUAUUGUGAUCUCCAGUGCAGGACUCUUCAAUACCUAUAACUACCUGCUGCCAGAGAAUGCCCGCUGUCUGCCAGGUGUGAAGCAGCAGCUGGAGAUGGUGCGGCCUGGCAUGGGGGCCUUCUCCAUUUUUAUCGGCCUACGAGGUACCAAGGAGGACUUGGGUCUGCAGUCCACCAACUACUUUGUCUGCUUUGACACAGACCUCGACAAGGCGAUGGAGCACUAUCUGUUGAUGCCCAGGGAAAAGGCUGCAGCACACAUGCCCAUCCUCUUUAUUGCUUCUUCAUCAGCCAAAGAUCCCACUUGGGAGGACCGGUUCCCAGACCGGUCCACAAUGACUGUGCUGGUGCCCACCUGUUAUGAGUGGUUUGAAGAGUGGCAGGAAGAAGCAAAAGGAAAGCGGAGCAGCGACUAUGAGACCCUCAAACACUCCUUUGUUGAAGCCUCUCUGUCGGUCAUCAUGAGAUUGUUCCCACAGCUGGAGGGCAAGGUGGACAGUGUGAUCGGAGGGUCCCCGCUGACCUACCAGUUUUAUCUGGCUGCUCCCCGGGGUGCCUGCUAUGGGGCAGACCAUGACCUGGACCGUCUACAUCCUCAUGUGAUAGCCUCCCUGCGGGCCCAAAGCCCCAUUCCCAACCUCUACCUGACAGGCCAGGAUAUCUUCACCUGUGGGUUGAUGGGGGCCUUGCAAGGGGCCCUGCUAUGCAGCAGUGCCAUCCUGAAGCGGAACUUGUACUUAGACCUUAAGAAGCUCGACUCAAGGAUCCAGGCACAGAAGAAGAAAAAAUAGUUCAGUAAGCAACGAAUCUGAGGACUCUGGCUAACACUAUGGCACAACCCUUGACAUAGCCGUAAUGUCUUUCUGUACUGGUUCCUUCCUCACAUAAAGCACUCUAAUUUGU
Molecule: messenger RNA, 2102 nt
Organism: Nyctereutes procyonoides (raccoon dog)
Lineage: Eukaryota; Metazoa; Chordata; Mammalia; Carnivora; Canidae
Gene: RETSAT
Product: retinol saturase
Exons: 11
Coding region: 164-1990 (608 amino acids)
Source: RefSeq, a predicted model, not a curated record